CCGGUCCCGGCACUCUCUGCUUUUCCCUUCUCUGUUGGAGGUCCCGUAAACCACACGCCGCCUAUCUUAUCUGAUAGUGAGCUGUGCUCGUGUCACUUGGUGGUCUUUUUCUUCAUCUCUCGCUCUUCCUUUCAAGCCUUGUCUUUUUCUGUUCCUCUUUUCCUCUUUUCCAAUUCACCGCCACCGCAUCCAUCUUCAUUCUCCUCUUCCGCUGCCAGCCAUGGCCUCCACUGCCAUGCCUCUGCCUGCAAAGGCCUCGCUGCGGCGCAACAUCACCGACUCGACCGAGUCCUCUGCGGCCGUCUCGCCCAUGGACUCGCCCAGGCCCUCGGCCUCGUCCACGUCGCUGUCGUCCAUGUCGUCGGUCGACGUCAACGCCGCCAAGCCCAACUUUGGCCGCAUGAUUGACACGUACGGCAACGAGUUCACGGUGCCCGACUUCACCAUCAAGGACAUCCGCGACGCCAUCCCCAAGCACUGCUUCCAGCGGUCCGCGCUCAAGGGCUACGCCUACAUCCUGCGCGACAUGGCCUGCCUGGCCACCACUUUCUUCGUCUUCCACAACUACGUCACGCCGGAGCUGAUCCCCUCGACGCCCGUCCGCGCGGGCCUCUGGGCGCUGUACACGGUGCUGCAGGGCCUCUUCGGCACCGGCCUCUGGGUCAUUGCCCACGAGUGCGGCCACGGCGCCUUCUCCGACUCCAAGACGCUCAACGACUUCACCGGCUGGGUGCUGCACUCGGCGCUGCUGGUGCCCUACUUCAGCUGGCAAAUCUCGCACCGCAAGCACCACGCCGCCACCGGCAACAUGGAGCGCGACAUGGUCUUUGUGCCCCGGACCCGCGAGGAGCAGGCCACCCGUCUGGGCAAGCUGGCCCACGAGCUGUCGGAGCUCGCCGAGGACGCGCCCGCCUACACGCUCUUCAUGCUGGUCAUGCAGCAGCUCAUCGGAUGGCCCAACUACCUGCUGACCAACGUCACCGGCCACAACUACCACGAGCGCCAGCGCGAGGGCCGCGGCAAGGGCAAGCACAACGGCGCCGGCGGCGGCGUCAACCACUUCAACCCCUUUAGCCCGCUGUACGAGCACCGCGACGCCCUCCUCAUCGUCUACAGCGACAUUGGCCUCGCCCUGGCCGGCACCGCGCUCUACUACCUCGGCAGCACCUUUGGCUGGUCCAACCUGGCCGUCUGGUACUUUAUCCCGUACCUCUGGGUCAACCACUGGCUCGUUGCCAUCACCUUCCUCCAGCACACCGACCCGACCCUCCCCCACUACACCGGCGAGCAGUGGAACUUUGUCCGAGGCGCGGCCGCCACCAUUGACCGCGAGAUGGGCUUCGUCGGCCGCCAGCUGCUGCACGGCAUCGUCGAGACCCACGUGCUGCACCACUACGUGGCCACCAUCCCCUUUUACAACGCCGACGAGGCCUCGGAUGCCAUCCGCCCCGUCAUGGGCAAGCACUACCGCUCCGACACAAAGGACGGCGCCCUGGGCUUCAUCCGCGCCAUGUACCGCAGCGCUCGCAUGUGCCAGUGGGUUGAGCCCAGCAAGGAUGCCGAGGACGCCGGCAAGGGCGUUCUCUUCUUCCGCAACCGCAACGGCCUGGGAACCAAGCCCCUGGUGAUGCCCAAGCCCGAGUAAGGGAAUGGAAUGGGUAAUGGAAAAUGGAAAAUGAUGGAAAUUUGAGACUGUGAAGAAUAAAAAGUAGACUCUUCUAAAGUGGACUUGUAUUCGCUUCUCUGGCCAGUGGAGAAGGAGUCGCGUGAUCGCGUGAGCCCUAUCCCUGCAGAGUCUUGAGAGCUGGUUGAAAGAAGAUGAAUUCAUUAAAGCUAGAGCUUAGACGUAUAUGAAAGAAUACCAAUAGACACGAUCCAAAGACGA
Molecule: messenger RNA, 1885 nt
Organism: Trichoderma atroviride IMI 206040
Lineage: Eukaryota; Fungi; Ascomycota; Sordariomycetes; Hypocreales; Hypocreaceae
Biological process (GO): unsaturated fatty acid biosynthetic process
Molecular function (GO): oxidoreductase activity, acting on paired donors, with oxidation of a pair of donors resulting in the reduction of molecular oxygen to two molecules of water
Source: RefSeq, a predicted model, not a curated record